This is a messenger RNA of Jatropha curcas, 2189 nucleotides long. RefSeq names its product putative arabinosyltransferase ARAD1. Gene Ontology annotation, molecular function: glycosyltransferase activity. NCBI's taxonomy places the organism in Eukaryota, Viridiplantae, Streptophyta, Magnoliopsida, Malpighiales, Euphorbiaceae. The record is from RefSeq and is a predicted model, not a curated record.
AAGAAACUGAAACCAGAGAGAGAAAGAUUGUCUUGCAACAAUGCCAAUUUGGCUCUCUAUUUCAUUAUUUCCAUUUACGAUAUGAUUUUUCUUUUGGCUAAACAAAGAAAAACAAAUUUCCUUUCUAUUUUUGCUAUCAUAUUUCUUUUCUGGGCAUUCAGCCAUUUUUCUCUUGUGGGUUCUUUUCGUUAUUGUUGGGUUCAGUUUGUUUUAAGUUUAUUUUCCUCGUUGUUAGACAAUGUGAUAGAGUCUGUGGAUUACAAUUACGAAUUUGAGGUAAAUUUUAUUUAUUGGUAUUUAUAUGAGAAAUUUUAACCAAUACCAAGAAGAUUGAUACACAUAGGAUUUGUUUUUGUAUAGAUAUGAAUUUUUAUUAGGAGAUAUCUCUGAUUUAUAUUUUUGAGAAGUUAGUACAGCAAUGAUUGAGAAGCAGGCCUCCUCAGGUGGGGUUAUUUCUAGGAAAUCUUUAUUGUGUUUGUUCUCUUCCAUAUUGUCCCUGUUCAUAUUAUCUUGGUUCUUCGUGUUGCGUUCAACGGGCCAACCUAACUUCAUUGAUCAUAGUUUGUUGGCGAAUCCAUUAAAUUCUCUAGUUGAAAGUGGUAAUUCCUUACCGAGAGAACAGAAUAGUGUUGAACCCUCAUUUGGAAAUCGAUCAAUCCUUGUGAAUGAUAAUGGAGGAGGAGGAGAAACACUUAGAGAGAAAGUUGAUGUGAAAAGUAUGGAAUAUAAUAUGGUUAAUAAUGAGAAUAGCAAAGAACCCCUUAAGGUUUUCAUGUACGAUUUGCCACCGGAGUUUCAUUUCGAACUCUUAGAUUGGAAAGCAGAGGGGGACAGUGUUUGGCCUGAUCUUAGAAGAAAAAUACCUACAUAUCCAGGUGGGUUGAACUUACAACACAGUAUAGAAUAUUGGCUUACAUUGGAUCUUCUUGCUUCGGAGAUUCCUAGCAUUCCUAGAGCUGGUAGUGCUAUAAGAGUGAGAAAUUCUAGUGAAGCUGAUGUUAUAUUUGUACCAUUCUUUUCUUCAUUAAGUUAUAAUCGAUAUUCAAAGGUAAAUCCACAUGAAAAGAAGAGCAAGAACAAAUUGUUGCAAGAGAAGCUAGUGAAGUUUGUGACAUCUCAAAGGGAAUGGAAGAAAUCGGGUGGGCGAGACCAUAUCAUCUUGGCUCACCAUCCAAAUAGCAUGUUAAAUGCAAGGAUGAAGCUAUGGCCUGCAAUGUUCAUACUUGCAGAUUUUGGGAGGUACCCUCCUCGUAUAGCCAAUGUUGACAAAGACAUUAUUGCACCUUACAAACAUGUAAUCAAAAGCUAUGCCAAUGACUUUUCUAACUUCGACAAUCGCCCAAUUUUGCUAUACUUUCAAGGAGCCAUAUACAGGAAAGAUGGUGGCUUCGUUCGGCAAGAAUUGUUUUACCUUCUAAAAGAUGAAAAAGAUGUGCAUUUUAAAUUUGGGAGUGUUCAGAAAAAUGGAAUCAACAGAGCUUCUGAGGGAAUGCACCACUCCAAAUUUUGCCUGAAUAUUGCAGGUGAUACCCCCUCAUCAAACCGUCUCUUCGAUGCCAUUGCCAGCCAUUGUGUUCCGGUGAUCGUAAGUGACGACAUUGAGCUCCCUUAUGAGGAUGUUCUUGACUAUUCUGAGUUCUGUGUAUUUGUUCGAACAUCAGAUGCUGUCAAAGAAAAGUUCCUCAUAAAUUUGAUAAGGGGUAUUGGGAAGGAUGAAUGGACCCGAAUGUGGCGGAAACUGAAAGAAGUGGAACAUUUCUUUGAUUUUCAGUAUCCAUCAAAGGAAGGUGAUGCAGUUCAAAUGAUAUGGCAGUCUGUGGCCAGAAAGGUCCCUGCCAUUAGAAUGAAGAUACACAAGUCUAUGAGAUACUCGAGAUAUAUUGUUAACAGCAAUGGAGAGUUGGGUAAAAUACAGACUCCUAGUAAUUUUUGGUGACAAAAAUGAAAACAAAGCAUUCUGUGUUUCUUGGCAAUGACGACCUUGAUCUUUACACGGCAUAUAUAGCAAAACGUUUUGCUGCUUAGGAAGGUGAGAGUUCAUUAUGUACUCACUACAACUACAAGUUUUGGAUGUAAAGGAAACAGAAAACAUAUAUAGUUUUGAAGCAUUUUUCUUCUAUGUAUACUAAAGGAUAUUCAAUUAUCCAUCACAACAUAUAUCUAUUUAUCCACUAAUAUCGUCUCCUUUA